Neoarthrinium moseri is the source of this 1398-nucleotide messenger RNA. RefSeq lists its product as uncharacterized. The transcript has 2 exons. Gene Ontology annotation, molecular function: oxidoreductase activity, acting on paired donors, with incorporation or reduction of molecular oxygen; monooxygenase activity; heme binding. NCBI's taxonomy places the organism in Eukaryota, Fungi, Ascomycota, Sordariomycetes, Amphisphaeriales, Apiosporaceae. The record is from RefSeq and is a predicted model, not a curated record. Bases 1 to 1398 code for a protein of 465 amino acids.
AUGACUUCAGCUGUGGGCACGAUACAUUUCCCCGGAAAGAGUGUGUAUGUGAUCCACCCCGAAAAGUUUGGCGGCACCAAGGCGUUCGCCAAAACCCGCGAGCGAAGUCUUAUGGCGGGAUUCUGGCUUGCAUACGACAAGGCGAUUGGUCUCAGCCCCGGCAGCAAGCACUGGAUGUGCCUCCCAGAUGACGACGAAUUCCGAAAGGCACUAGUCAAGGUGUUCAAGGCGCAGUUCUUGGAUCUGGGCCUCCUCAAGCACUACUCCGCUGGGGUGGAUGAGAGGGUUGGAAAAUACUGGGAUGAACGGUUCACCGAUGGUGCUCCUCUGAAAUUGAACCUUGGAGCGUGGAUCUAUGACGAUCUUCUCCGUGCAUUCUCGUCGUUGUUCUGGGACGAGGAGGGUCCAUUCCAAGACCGGGAAUUGCGUGAGCAAACAUCUAUCUUCCUAGGGAACCUACACAAUCUCAUGGCCCCUAUGGAGUUUCUCAACUCGAGCCAAGCUCGUCGAGCUCGAGCUUUCGUCCGGCAGAAGCUGGAUACUGGCCAUGUUGAUUCCGAGAAGAGCCCCGACAAGACCACGUCGAACGGCAAAGGGGAAGAAGCAUCCAAGCCCGCAGGGCUCUUGGCCGCUAUUCGCCAGCACCUCUUCCAGUGGGAUGCCUAUGAGCCACAUGCAUGGGUUGACUAUCAGAUCAGCGUGGUGGCCGUAGUGUUGUCCAACAUUGUGACCGCGAUCCAGUGGACGCUGCUGUACAUCUUGUCGAGACCAGAGCUCAAGGCCCAGAUCAUUACGGAAAUCCGGACCUUGGUCGAGCACUGUGAUGGCGUCGAGGGAAGCACAGGAAGCCCCGUUAUCGACGCCGCCAAGAUCCGCGAGUAUUGCCCCCACCUCCUGGCAACGUGGUACGAGAUGUUGCGCAUGAAUGGCGCAGUCCCCGUAGCCCGCUACAUCACCGACAAUGCUGUGUUCAUGUCCAAGUACGAACUCAAGAAAGGUUCCAUCAUGGUAUCACCCAUGGCAGUACGACACUUCAACCCAGAUAUCUGGGGACCGGAGCCCGAGUCUUUCCACCCGGAGCGCAUGAUAAAGGAUGGACAAGUCAACACAGAUAUGACACGGCAGCUAGGCACGUUCGGAAUCCCAGGCGUCGGAAUCUGCCCCGGUCGGUACCUGGCCUUCAAUGUUGCCAUGUCCAUGCUGGUCAAGAUGUUGGUUAGUUUUGAUAUUGACUGCCCAGAAGGCGGCAUGCUGGCUCAAGGAAUCGUGCCAAAACCUAAGGGGCACAUGUCACUCGGCAUGUCGGAGCCCGAGCAAGACCCUGAGGUUCUAUUGAGCCGGCGUGCGGGUGCCGCAUCUGUAAAGUUUGACUUUACAAACAUCAAGCCUGGGUGGUAG